Molecule: messenger RNA, 1046 nt
Organism: Oryza sativa Japonica Group (Japanese rice)
Lineage: Eukaryota; Viridiplantae; Streptophyta; Magnoliopsida; Poales; Poaceae
Source: RefSeq, a predicted model, not a curated record
UUUCACUACGGAAAGAAUAAACCUUUCCUUGCAUAAAGGAAUAAGAUCACUUCGACUCCCUCAACUGACCACGAAAUCUAAAUCGUAUCCCUCAACCGCAAUACCAGGAAUCUUGACCCCCCCCAACUUACAAAACCGGUGCACUUUGACUCCCAAGGCAGUUUUGCGGAUGGUUUUUGCCUACGUGGCACUUUGACCGCGUCAAAUGUGCUGAGUCAGCUAGGCAGUUCGGAAUAAAUCCCCUCACUCGUGGUUGGUGUUGCCCAUUUCUCUUGCCCAUCUCUCACUCAUCAACGGAGAGUAGUCGGCGGCGGAAUCCGGCGAAGAGUAGGCGGCGGCGGCGGCGAGGGAGAGUAGGAGCGGUGAUGGCGAGCUAUCGGAGUGAAGGCUCGUUGACAUCUUCCUGGCGCACAUCCGCAGCUCCCAUCCCUUACCGCGCUGGUCCAUUUGAGUACCAGCCGGCGGUGCUGUGCAACUGCGGAGCAAAGGCGGCGAGGUGGAUCUCCUGGAGCAGGGACAACCCCGGGCGGCGGUAUUUCAAAUGCUCCGAUGCCAGGAAUGGUGGAUGCGAGUUUUAUAAGUGGUUUGAAGGGCCUACUAGCAGCUUUAUUCGUGAUUUGCUGAACGAUUUGCGUGAUGCUGUGUGGUCACUGAGGAUGGAGAAGGAGCAACUUGAGGUGGCUGCUGCGGAUGGCCUGGCGAAGGCAGCGGAAGCCAAUGCAUGCAGGCAAGAGAUGGUUGUAUUGAGGAAGACGGUUGCAGAGCAAGAGACAAAGAUGGCAGUGCUAGAGGACAUGAAUAGGAGGCUGGAGAAUGAGAGAUGUGUAAUCUUUUCUGGUUUGCUAGUAGUAGUUUGUGGCGUGUUUCUGUUAAUGUUUGGCAAAAAAUGAGUUAUCUGUGUGUGUGAGACAGUUGUCAUCACAUUUAGCAAUCUGUAAUGUGUCAACGAGUAUACCCGUAGACCGGAUAUAGAGGGUAUUGAGGUACACUGGUACAAGGAUCUACGUAGUACGACAUCGAGCAAUCAAAAGACAAGAAUUAUACUG